Molecule: messenger RNA, 1875 nt
Organism: Hordeum vulgare subsp. vulgare (domesticated barley)
Lineage: Eukaryota; Viridiplantae; Streptophyta; Magnoliopsida; Poales; Poaceae
Product: transcription factor MYB16-like
Exons: 3
Coding region: 209-1267 (352 amino acids)
Source: RefSeq, a predicted model, not a curated record
CAGUAACCUGCACCAAAACAGAAGCAUCAAAAGGGCAUUUAUGUCAUGAUGAUAAGGCAUGGAAAGUUCAGUUUUCAUACCUUCAUAUCGCGCUAAUGAUGUAUAGCUCUAGCUUGCCUUCUCCUGCUGCUGCUCUAUUUAGCUCCUCUGCACUCAGCUGUCAGCUCUUGGCUUCCGAAAGGCAGCAGCAUAUUACGCGCCUACUCCAAUGGGGCGAUCGCCAUGCUGUGACAAGGUUGGCCUGAAGAAAGGCCCAUGGACUACGGAGGAGGACGAGAAGCUUCUUGCCCACAUCGAGGAGCAUGGACACGGGAGCUGGCGUGCAUUGCCCUCCAAGGCCGGUUUGCAGAGGUGCGGCAAGAGUUGCAGACUGAGAUGGACCAACUACCUGCGGCCGGACAUCAAGAGGGGCAAGUUCAGCCUGCAGGAAGAACAGACCAUCAUCCAGCUUCAUGCUCUUCUUGGCAACAGGUGGUCUGCCAUCGCGACACACCUGUCGAGGCGCACCGACAACGAGAUCAAGAACUACUGGAACACCCACCUCAAGAAGAGGCUAGCCAAGAUGGGGAUCGACCCCGUCACCCACAAGGCCACCAACGGAGCUCCGGCAGGCACAGCGGCCGACGUCAGAUCGGCCAAGGCCGCGGCGAGCCUCAGCCACAUGGCCCAAUGGGAGAGCGCCCGGCUGGAGGCCGAGGGGCGGCUGGCCCGAGAGUCCACGAUGCGCACAGCAGCAGCUUGUACACCGACUUCAAUCCCAAACAUGCCUCCAGACCCUGCCGCUUCCCCGUGCCUCGGCCUGUUGCAGGCAUGGCAGGGAGCCAAGCUUGACUCGGAGUCGCCGACCUCCACACUGACGUUCAUGGGCGGUAAUAAUAACAGUGUGGCAUCCGAAAGCAACUCGGCGACCGCGAUGUGGAAGUUGAGAAGCUAUGAUCCGGAGCGCGAGGAGGACGACAUGCGCAGGUUCCUCCUCCGCGAGCAGCAGAUGCAAGUGCUGGAGGGCGAGGAGGAGGAGCCAUGGUUCCAAGGGGCCGCAGGCGUCGGAGCCGGCCUCACGGACAUGCUGCUGCUCGCUGGGUCCGGCGCCGGUGGCGUGCAUGAUGCGCCGCCGGAGUGCUGGGGCGAGUCCAGCAAUGGCAGCCAGGCCUCCGGGGGGGACGGAGAGAGCGGUGGUGGCGGCAGCAGCUACUGGAGCGGCAUCCUCGGCAUGGUGGUCAGCUCGGAGCUGCCAUCGUCCCAUCCCCAUCUACCAGCAUUCCUCUAGGACGGGGACGGGUUCAGGCGGAGUCCUCUCGAGUCUGUACAUUUUUAUUCUUCAUUCAUUUUUGGUCAAGGCUUGCACCAAAAACCCACCGAAUCGGCUGCUGUGAGGAUGCAGUAAAUAAACUGGGAUUGUACUCUUUAUCAUGGAGCAAGUAAAAAGGAUCAAGAUGAGUGCGUGCGUGUCGAAUGAUAGGUCAUGCAGGAGCAGGACCGGCGACACCAUAGUUAAUGACGCACGGGCUUCACAGUUGGUUGGUUGAAUGCCCAAGCUGCCGCCGUGUCCGUCUCCCUUGCCUUCAGAUCAAGAUCAAACCCCAGAAUGAUUGACCGGCACUGCUCAGAUCAAAGCUUCGGUCCCCAGAGAUUUAUUAUCUUUUGGAAUAAAUGAGGGAAUUUUCACAAUAAUGAGGGACUGCUCAGUAAAGGUAAACAUCCAGUUUGUGUUUUUACUCCAUUUGGAUGGAUGCAAAUGCGCUGAAAAUGAGGCAAUUGACACUGAAACCGCAAAUACUACUCCCUCCGUCCAUCCACAAAUGUAAGAUGUUCUAACUUUUUCUUGUGAAUCAAAUAUAUACAAACACGUUUUAGUGUGUUUGUUCGCUCAUUUCA